Messenger RNA from Harpegnathos saltator (Jerdon's jumping ant), 2953 nucleotides. RefSeq lists its product as uncharacterized. The record is from RefSeq and is a predicted model, not a curated record. Gene Ontology annotation, molecular function: protein binding. NCBI's taxonomy places the organism in Eukaryota, Metazoa, Arthropoda, Insecta, Hymenoptera, Formicidae. Gene Ontology annotation, biological process: SCF-dependent proteasomal ubiquitin-dependent protein catabolic process. Bases 298 to 1614 code for a protein of 438 amino acids. Gene Ontology annotation, cellular component: SCF ubiquitin ligase complex. The transcript has 9 exons.
ACCCAAUCAGAUUACGUUCUUACGGAAAAACUUCAAGUUGAUUGAAAACUGUAUGGUUCCUAGCCAUGUCGCGUAUAGGAGUUUAUAAUCGAACGUAACGAUAUCCAAGCACAGUGCGUUCGAUCCGGAAGUGCUCAACUUCACAUAUGAAGACAUAUACAACGCCAAGUGUACAAAGUUAAAAGAAUUGACUUUGACAGGAACACUUUGUGCUAAACGUAAAUUUACGAAUUCUUACCGAAAAGAUCACAAGACUAGUUGGACAUAAACAAAAACAGGUGCAAGAGGAAAUUAAAAAUGAAACGGAGCAAGUCCCUUUCUCCUGAACCAUCCAGCAGUAGAGAUACAAAACGUGUGAGGCUUGAAGAAACUACAGAAAUAAAUGAUAUAACAUCCUGUCCACAUAUUCUUGACUUUUCAGAUGAUGUUUUGCUCAAUAUAUUGAAAUACUUGAAUCCACAAGAUCUCCUGGCAGUUAGUUUAUGUUGUCAGAGAUUUGCACAAGUAGCACAAGAUAGAACUCUAUGGAGAAAAGUUGAUUUUCGGUCAAAGCCAAUGCUUUUAGAUGAUUUAAAACAAUACAUGAAGUUCCUCCAACCUAUGACAACAAGUUUGUCAAUACGUGGCAAUUUAUUUUCUGGCAAAGACUCAGCUCUCGCACAAAACUUCUUUAAUAAAAUAAGGACAUUAUGCAAUCAGCUCAAAGAAUUGAUUAUUGAAGAGUAUUACAUCAAUGGAGAUAAGAUUCAAGUGACGGACUUCCCACCUACUAUUGAAAAGCUUUCGUUAGAAGGUUGCAAAAUGAACUAUUUGCAGAGUACCAGAUCUUAUUUUUUUAAAAUGGAUCUUCACAUGCCUAAUUUGUCGUGCUUAAUUUUGAGUAAUUGCCAAUGGUUUACACCACAUUCCUUACUGGUUAUUAGUAAAAUACCAAAACUUAAAGAACUCAGACUGAAUUCAUGUCACCGUCUGGGCGAGUGUCUUGCAUAUGCUAGUCUAGCGACCAGAUUUGGAUUUAAAACAUUAGAGAUUUUAGAUUUACGGGAUACAGCACUUGGUGAUAGUGAAGUCGGUUGUUUUAGUAGUACUAAGACUUUAACACACUUAUAUCUGGAGUGUCCUUACACAUUAAGAAAUGAGGAAUCACCCGAGAUUGUACAAGCCGAGAUCGUACAACCUGAGAUCGUACAACAACGGCAGCAACGACAGGCUUUACAACCUAUUUAUCGAGAUGGCAUUUUGGAUCAGUAUCUAGUUCCAGUUGAUGAUGGAAUAUCUUUCGACAACUACAAUCUUCAACGAUGUUUGAUAUCAGACAGAGCAAUUUGUGCACUUGGAAGUGAUACCUGCGACAGAAGAGUGAUAAAUAAUUAUCCACACGGAAUGAUGAUAUUAGAAGAAGAUAAACGAAUAUUUAAUAAUCCAAAUCUUAAAACACUAGUCGUUAGAAAUUAUCCGCGUGUAACGAAUUCGAGUCUCAUUCAUUUAGCCAUAAAUGCACCAAGUUUGGAAUAUUUGGAUGUAACUGGUACUUCUGUGACAAGGGCUGGUAUCUAUUGCUUUAAAGCACGAAAACCUAAUAUUCGGGUCGUUUCAUCGUUCGGUGAAGUAUAGUUGACACAAUUAAUAAAUUAGAGAUUAAUGAGUAUUUAUUAUUAUUUUCAUUAAAGUGGAUACAUGCUAUGCUUCGCAAUUAAGAUUCAUCUGUAUGAAUUAGUCUUUAAACUAAUUCGGAGAUUCAAAAAUAAUUUUGAUUCAUGAAGUAUGUGCAAUUAAACAAAGAAGUAAAAUUAUCUGAUGGCAUCUGCUUUUUUACAGGGAUUCUUUAAUAGCAUUAUUAUAAAAGAUAUAGAUAAAAAUGUAUGAAUGAUUAUAAUCUACAUUAUCAUUAUAUUAUUAUGAUCUACACUAUAAUUAUUACUAUGAUCUACACUGUGUGUAGAUUAAUAUUUUAAUUUAGGCACGAUUGCGAUCCAAGUAUACACGUAAAAUGUAGAACAUUUAAUAUACUUAUAUACGAGAUGCGAGUGUAACUUUGUGUAAAUAUUAUAUCAUUAUAUAUAUUUGUUAAAUUUUAUGUUACUUUUAAGUUUUUACAUUAUCGUGCAACAUGCAAACAAAUUGUGUAUAUUAUAUAUAUUAGAUUUUUGUGGACAGAAAGAAAGUGGAGAAAAGAUAUACAUACAUAAUAACGUAUAACCAGUAUUUAAAAUCUUUUUAAAUGCAAAAGUAGUACAUUAAAUGAAUUUUUACAUCUGCAUAUUAUAUUACUAUUGGAUGAAAGUUGAAUGUGUAAACUCAUAUAUAACUUGGACUUUCUGUAAAAAGAAUGUUUUGACCUAUAUUUUUGCAAGCAUAAUUUUAUUACAAAUGGAGUAUGAAAUAAUGACUCUGUAUGGGCAGGAAUGAGAACGAAUUCUAUCGAUUAACGCUUCGAUUCUUCUUACAAACUUCAUUUUUAUUGAAGAAAAACACAAACUUAUAUAAAAUAAAUGUCUUUAAAAAAAAACUGACUAACAUACCAUGGACAUCUGUUAACUGAAACAAUAUAGUAUCUGAGGCACUGAGGCAUCAUAUAAGAGAGAAUAAAACUGUGUAAUAUUGUUUGUCUUAACCAAAAUAAAAUGAACUGUACAGAGUGUUUCAUACUUUAGAGAUUUCAUGAUACAUGGCCACUAACAUAUGGUUUACUGCAGUAUACUGGAAUACAUAUAAAAUUCCAGAGUACUAAAAUAUAUACAGAUACUUUGAUGGUAUUAAUUACUAAUUCUAUGUUAUUCUAUUACAACAACUUUGUUACCCUACAUUACUCUAUAACAACAUUUAUUCUGUAAUAUAUAUUUGUUUAUACAUUAAUUUUUUCUAUGUCACAACUUCGAGUAUAAUUAUGGCCUUGUUCUACUAGAAACAAAUCUGCAAUACACAUGUCUUUAUUAAAAAUAUUUGCGAGAAA